UUUCGCCGAGAAAAAUAAAAAAAAAUCAAUUUUGAUGUUUCAGCUUCUUCUCCGAUGCAUUUGCUUGUCUUAUCGAAUUGAAAAAUCGAGACUUUUGACUUCCAUUGAAGCCCUUCAAAUUUUACCUGCGUCAAGAGCUGAAAGUGUUGGCCUUGGGUUUUGCUUCUGUCUACAAAGGAGCAUUGUGUAGUUAAAGAAGAUGGAUCUCUUAAGCAGUCUACCAGACGAGCUUCUUUGCCAUAUAUUGUCUUUCCUUACCACAAAGGAGGCUGCUUUAACAUCAGUUCUCUCAAAGAGGUGGCGGAAUCUGUUUGCCUUUGUCCCUAAUCUUGACAUUGAUGACUCUAUCUUUCUAUAUCCGGAAGAGGGUAAGCGAGAAAGAGACGGAAUUAUACAGAGCUUCAUUGAUUUUGUGGAUAGAGUAUUGGUGUUGCAGGGGAAUUUUCCCAUUGAGAAAGUUUCCAUCAAGUGUGGAACUGGUGUUGAUCAAGGUCUUGUGAAUGGUUGGAUAUGUAAUGCGCUGCAGCGUGGUGCCUCGGAGCUUGAUCUUAUUGUUCUUGUUACUGGUUUUGGAGAUAAUUAUUUGCUGUCUCCACAAGUUUUCAUUAGCUCGACACUAGUUGAGCUGAAAUUGGGGAGUGGAAUUAAAGUUGAUGGGUUGGAUGGUGAAGUAUUCUUACCGGUGCUUAAACUUCUCGUUCUUGACUCAGUUGAGUUUUGUUUUGAUCAGUUUCUGAUGCUUCUUCGUUGUUGUCCUGUGGUUAAGAAAUUAGAAAUGGUUAAUGUUGAGUGCGAAGAUUGGGAUCAGACUGUGUCUAGUGCAAGUCUCAAGUCUCUAAAAAUUAAGUCUGAGAGUUUUAGUUUUGAAAGGUUUUCAUUUGAUACACCAAAUCUUGUUUUCCUAGAUUACUCUGAAUUAGUCGCGGAGGACUAUCCAACAGUGAAUUUGGAAAACGUAGUUAAUGCUAGAAUCAACCUUUUAGCAAAUGAAUAUCAGAUCAAGCGAGCAAGAGAACCAGAUCAUGAAAUGUUAGAGGAAGAUUGGGAAGAUGUUUUUAUCCGAUUUAGUAAUGCGAAGAAGCUCAUGAGUGGCAUACGAAAUGUGAAGAAACUUUUCAUGUCUCCUACUACUCUUGAGUUGCUUUCUCUAUGCUGUGUGGCGAUGCCAGUGUUCAACAACCUAACAUUCUUAGCUAUUUUGAGUCAUGUGGAUCUCGGAUGGCAAGCAAUGUCAGUUAUCUUAAAGAACUGACCACACUUGGAAACUCUAGCACUUUGGGGUCUCUUACACUGUGUGACAGAUAAAUGCGGGGAUGCGUGUGACUGCAUUUCCCGGGAUGACAAAGGUCAUUCCCUCAUAUCUUGUCCGGUGAAGAUAUUACAUAUUAAGGCGUUUAUAGGAACAACUCGAGAGUUAAAGAUGAUAAAGCAUUUCCUAAACUUGUUUCCGUGUUUGAAGGAGAUGGAGAUACAUGCCGAAGAGAAUGAUCAGACAACCUUUGAAAUCCCUGGAAUGUUUGAGCGUAUCGUGGAGCUAAUGAAACUCUACAAUGAGUUAUCGAGUUGUUAUGUCCGAUUCAUGGUGUGUGAUUCCUUGUACAGGAAGUGGACUGCACAGUGAAGUCUUUAAGGAGUCUUUGGUAAAGAGAAUGAUUUUAUAGACCUCAAAGUCUCUGGUAUGUUUAAACUUGUCGCAACAAGUUUCUUAGUUUUCAUGUUUAAGAAGUGGACUAGUGCACACUGAUGUGUCUCAUAGUUUUGGUUCAGAAGCUAUUAGUUUAGCUCUUCUUUGCUCUCGGUCUCUGAGUUCUCUUCUCUUUAAGCAA
Molecule: messenger RNA, 1826 nt
Organism: Arabidopsis lyrata subsp. lyrata
Lineage: Eukaryota; Viridiplantae; Streptophyta; Magnoliopsida; Brassicales; Brassicaceae
Product: F-box protein At3g59000-like
Molecular function (GO): protein binding
Source: RefSeq, a predicted model, not a curated record